Messenger RNA from Trichophyton rubrum CBS 118892, 5576 nucleotides. RefSeq lists its product as uncharacterized. The record is from RefSeq and is a predicted model, not a curated record. NCBI's taxonomy places the organism in Eukaryota, Fungi, Ascomycota, Eurotiomycetes, Onygenales, Arthrodermataceae. Gene Ontology annotation, molecular function: guanyl-nucleotide exchange factor activity. The transcript has 4 exons. Gene Ontology annotation, biological process: intracellular signal transduction. Bases 692 to 4456 code for a protein of 1254 amino acids.
UACCGCAAUACCGGGCUAAACCCCUUUCGGCCGCCUGCUUCGUGAGGUCAAGGUCGAACAUCCAAAAAGACGAAGAAGAAACAUCUUCAACUCGCGGCUCAACGACAUCUUCGUCUGCCUCCUUCGUGCAUGCUGCUCGACCAUCAGAGCUACUCCAUCGACGUCUUCACCUCCGUUCACAGCUUGCUGCUGGCCCGGCAUUGUCCUCCUGCACCGGGACCUCCGAGUUUUCCUCUGUCUGGAGGGCAUUGAGGGGAUCCCUAUCUAACUCCCCCAGCAAAAGACACGCAGCUUUUGCUCCCUGCCGAAGCCAUCUCCCUGCUGGCCUCAGUAAAGAGCGCUUGUCCUACUCCUCUUUGCUGGAUACAGCUCGCGUGGACGUUCUCCUUUUGCGUCGUCUUUUCGCUCGGUCACCGUUUGACUUGCGUGGUUGAGCUACUCGGAGAAUGCAGGGGAGCUGACCACCACAAACUCGCAGUCACUCUUCUUCCCUUUUUUUUUGGCCUCCAAUUUGGAUGUUACUACGAAGUGAAUAAGUUGCCAGGUCUUCCUACCGACAGACUCGGUAGUACUCGAAUCACACCCAAUACGUCAAACCAGAACCCCAGCUUUAUAUCCGAGGGCUAUUUCAUACUUACAUAAGAGGCGUGUGUGCGUGUGAGUGUGUGUGAGAGAAAGAGGCAUAUCUACUAUGGCAGAUCUGGGAGCCCAGCAAGGACGAGGUUACCGGCCUGGAGCCUCUCGUGGCCCUGCUUCUUCUUCCUUCCAGCGAGAUGCUGCAUUCUCAGAAAUUUUCGGAGGAACGCCGCCUCCAGGCAGGUCUCAGACGAUGACAUCGCACUCUCCGCAGUUUAACCAGGAACGCGCCCAUACAAUGACCUCUCACCAGUCAGACCCGUACACCCAAUCUCGGGGGCCGCCUCCUCCUAUGCGACAGUCUCGUGGCGGAUACCCGCCGAAUCCGCAGGCGGGAUAUCAAAAUUCUCAAUGGCAACAACCUAACGGCUCGGGACCUCCCCCACAACAACGCGCACCGCCACCUCCCCAUCAUCAACAACGUCCUAUGCCCCCUCAGAACCCGCAGCAAUACCCUUCUGGUAUGCACCAACGACCUUACGCCGGUCGGCCUCAGUACCCUCACCCCCAACGACUAGACUCCCGCCCAGGACCCAUGCCUCCUCAGUUCCAACAGCAAAAUCCGCACGGACGCCCUUUGCCUCCUCCAGCUCUCAACUCAGAUCAGUAUCGGUCUCGUUCAAUGGCUAGACUAGGAGGGCCUCCUUCAUACCAAUCGCCGCAGUCACAAUUCCCUCCGACCCCUGUCAAUGCUUUCCGCCAGCAAUAUCAUUCUAUGGGUUCUAGAACCGCCCAGGGCCGUAUCGUUCCAGAAAGGCAUGAUAACGAACGAGCCAUGUCAAUGAGUUCUUACUCGGCAGACCGCGACCACGCCCAAACCAUCAGUUCCGGAAGAGUUGUACCAAAUAGAAGACGAGAGUCGGGUCUGGAACGGGAACGGGCUGGAGGUAUGGACCGCCAUUAUUCAGAAUCACCAGUAUCAAUACAACCAACUAUAGAUGAGCCACUGGUUCCCUCGCACUCUGGACAUCAUGCGCUACCCUCACAGCAAGAUCUUCAAUUGCGAGUGCGGCAUCCCAGUGAAAGCUCUGUUAAUUCACGUACUUUAUCCAUGGCAUCAACCAUCGCCCCCGAACGCAACAACAGUUUGCAAAAACCUGUCGCCGCCAAAUCCCCUAAUUCCUCCAUGGCUGGAGCGCCUCCACCAAACAACGUUCACCGCAGAACGCCGCUCGCCUACCCAGCUCUCCUAUCUCGAGUAGCUGCUGUCUUUAGGGAGCGCAUUGCUGUUGGUGAGCGCAUUAAAAAUGACCUAGCCUACACUAACGCCUUUACCGGCGCAGAGGCUGUUGACUUGAUAUCCUACAUUAUUAAGACAACAGACCGCAACCUAGCUCUCCUUCUUGGUCGGGCUCUUGAUGCUCAAAAACUCUUCCAUGAUGUCACGUAUGACCAUCGAUUACGAGAUGCUCCAGGUGAACUCUACCAGUUUAGGGAAACCCUAGGUGAAGAGUCACCUGUCAAUGAUGUCAACGGAGUAUUUACGCUCUUGACAGAGUGUUAUUCUCCUACUUGUACCAGGGACCAACUCUGUUAUUCAAUUGCUUGCCCGCGACGGUUGGAGCAACAAGCAAGAUUGAACCUCAAGCCCCAACCGGGACUGAGACCAUCUGCCUCCAAGGGAAGUCUUCAUGACCAUGAGGACAAUGACGAUCAGAAGCUUUGGAUCAACAUGGUGCCCAAGGAAGUAGCUGACAGUCUUGAGGACCGUGAGAAGAAGCGACAAGAAAUCAUCUUCGAGAUGAUGUACACCGAACGUGACUUCGUUAAGGACUUGGAAUACUUGAGAGACUUCUGGAUGCGCCCUCUACGAUCCCCCAACAACCCUAGCCUUUCCCCGAUCCCUGAGCAUCGACGAGAGAAGUUUAUCCGAACUGUGUUUGGUAACUGUCUGGAAGUUUUGAGCGUCAACUCCAAAUUAAGUGAAGCCCUCAACGCGCGACAAAAGGAAACCCCAGUUGUGAAAACCAUCGGUGAUAUAUUCCUUCAAUUCGUCCCUCGAUUCGAUCCCUUCAUUAGAUACGGUGCAAACCAGCUUCACGGAAAGUAUGAAUUUGAAAAGGAGAGAUCCUCGAACCCUGCGUUUGCCAAAUUUGUUGAAGAGACAGAGCGCCUGAAGGAGUCUCGAAAACUCGAACUGAACGGUUACCUUACCAAGCCUACCACUCGAUUGGCGAGAUAUCCACUUCUUCUCGAAGGUGUGGCUAAAUACACUGCCGACGAUAGCCCAGAUAAGGAGGAUAUCCCCAAGGCCAUUGUCCUUAUCCGAGACUUCCUUUCUCGGGUGAACACAGAGAGUGGAAAAGCAGAGAACCACUUCAACCUUGUGCAACUGAACUCUGCUUUGAAAUUUACCCCGGGAGAUUACGUUGAUCUGAAGCUCACUGAGGAGAACCGAGUGAUGUUGAUCAAGAUGGCAUUCAAGAAGGGUCCGACCGACUCGGCAGAAGUUACAGCCUACCUGUUUGAUCACUCUGUCCUACUUGUCCGCAUAAAACCUGUGAAUAAACGAGAAGAGUAUAGGGUAUAUCGGAAGCCUAUCCCGCUUGAGCUUCUUGUCAUCACCCAAAUGGAAGAAGUGUUGCCUAAACUUGGCAUUCAUAAACGCCCUACUGCCGGUGGCCUGAUUCCAGGAACCAGAACAGCCAGUACGACUCCAGCUUCGUCCAAGGAGGGCCUGCCUGUUACCUUCCGUCACUUAGGUAAAGGGGGUUAUGAGAUAACUCUACACGCAACCUCCCAGACUCAGCGGAAACGGUUCAUUGAACUGGUCGAAGAGCAACAGAGAAAACUGCGGGAGCGAAAUAGUAACUUCUAUUCCAAGACUAUCCUUUGCGAGGGCUUCUUCAGUGCAGUCAAUAGGAUCAAUUGUUUGGUUCCAAUUGAUGGUGGUCGCAAGCUUGUAUAUGGAACAGAUAAUGGUAUCUAUGUGUCUGAACGUUGGCCAAAGGAUAAACCCGCAACUCCAAAGCGUGUCCUUGAAGCCAAUGCGGUAACCCAGAUUGAUACCUUGGAAGAAUACCAGCUGCUGCUUGUACUUGCCAACAAGACACUUAGCUCAUACCCACUUGAGGCUUUAGAUACAAGCGAUAACCAGAGCGCCAUGGUGCGGCGGCCCAAGAAGAUUCAGGGUCACGCUAAUUUCUUCAAAUCCGGCAUUGGUCUCGGAAGACACCUGGUGUGCUCCGUGAAGACCUCGACUCUAUCAACAACCAUAAAAGUCUUCGAGCCUAUGGAGAAUUUGGCCAAGGGCAAGAAGAAACCUCUCAGCAAGAUGUUCCAGUCCGGUCAGGAUGCUUUGAAACCCUUCAAGGAAUUCUACAUCCCUGCUGAAUCAUCUUCGGUUCAUUUCUUACGCUCAACUCUCUGUGUCGGUUGCUCUCGUGGCUUUGAAGUGGUCAGUCUAGAAACCACUGAGAGACAAUCCCUUCUCGACCAAGCAGACACCUCACUGGAUUUUGUUGCAAGAAAAGAAAACGUGAAGCCCAUCCACAUUGAACGACUAAAUGGAGAAUUCUUACUCAACUACUCUGACUUCUCUUUCUUCGUCAACCGUAACGGAUGGCGAGCCCGUCCAGACUGGCGAAUUGCCUGGGAAGGCAACCCUACUGCCUUCGCCCUAUCUUAUCCAUACAUCCUAGCAUUUGAGCCCAGCUUCAUUGAAAUUCGGCAUCUUGAAACCAGCGAAUUGGUUCACGUUAUGACAGGACGGAAUAUUCGUAUGCUGCAUUCUUCUACUCGAGAGAUAAUCUAUGCAUACGAAGAUGAAAACGGAGAAGAUGUCGUCACCAGCCUUGACUUUUGGAACAAACCAGCAUAAACGAGUAAAACAGGAUUGCAAAUUCACCAAGGAAUAACGAAAAACAACAAAUAAUCAACACCAUGGGAGUAACGGGAUAUCUUCGUCCAGCUUCUUUCCAUCUUUUUGGGAGCAUUUGAAGCUACUUACUGCCUUUUCUUCAACUUGUCCUAUACGGCGUUCAAAUUUUCCAAAUCCUCGAGCGUUUAUGCACCUGCCUUCUAAUUCUUAGCCGACCCAUUCUCACCCAUGAGCAGAAUGGGCAUAAUGCCUGAUGUCACUCCUCCGUUCGCACCUCCUCCCUCCUGUUUCUGAUGAUGAUGCCACCUUUCUUAACCACGACAAAAUCCAAAACCAUACCAUAUCCCUCCUGCUACCUCGAUGAAAAAGCCUUUCCCAUCCAUGUCUCUGACCUUCUAUACCAUGUCCCCUAACCUCCUAACCACUACUACCUCCAGGCGUCCACCAACGACUAAUUCAUCCCAACUACAUACAUAGGUUAACUUAUCAACCUGGUACCGUCUUCCUCUCUUCCACUGUAUUUUUCUUCCUCUCCAUCCCGCUUCAUUCUCACGUCUUCGACUUUCUUCUAUCUUUGAAAUAUUUUAAUUACAUAUCUACCUACUUUCCCCCUCUUCUUCUCUUGAUUUCUUUUAUGUUAGUGCCUUUUAUUCUCUUUACUUUUCUCCUUUUCUUCACUUCACUUCUCUUCACAUACGGAAUGAUUCGCGAAUGUUCUCAUAAGGCUCGUCAUGCAACUCUUGAGAUACCCCCUCUCUUCUGGCAAGCAGUCGAUCAAUCAAUCAAACUAGCAAGUUGUGGAUAGGAUUUUGAUGCUCUCCCUAUCAUGUCUGUUUCCUCAUUGUCCGUAGCUUCCUUGCUUCUACCUACGUAUGUUAAUUAGAUUGUAUAGAUUAGCUACUUAGUUUGUUAUCAUGUUUUCGAUGUUUCACUUUGCUUCUUUGCUGCUCAGCUUUGCGACGUAGGACAUGAAUCGUGGCAACGGGAUUCGGACCAACAGUAACAAACGACAACGGGUUCAAACUGCCGUUAGAGUCGCACAUAAAAAGCCAUGUUUAGAAUCCAGCUGAAACGACACGGAUCGAUAUUGGAAGCGAAACGGGCUUCCUCAUGCGUGGGA